UCAGUGAGAAAGAGCCAGGAGAUGCAGGUGCUAAUUAUUUCGAAUUCCUACAGUUUCAACGAGAGUGGAUAUGUGGAGUUUUGGGGUCGAGAUUCAAGCCAAUCAUUUCGUUCUUUUUUCAAACAACAUCGAUUGAAUCUGGGGGUUUAUUCCAUGAGUUCGAUUGACGGAUUCUGGGGGUUUGUUUGGUGUCAGUUUCAGUGUAAUUGAGAUAUGGAAUUGGGCAUAAGUGAAGCGUUUCAUGGCAUGAACGGAGAGUUUAUAGAGUGGUAUUGAAUGGCAGUUUGGUAUUGCUGCUGGUUUACAUUUCAUAUGGGAUUUUGUGAGGUUCUUAUUAUGGCUUGAAAUGGGUUUGAUUUGGGAAUUUUGUGUAGAACAGGGAUGAAGGCGUGAGAUGAAUAUCGUUGUGAAAUUGAAGAUAGCAACCGGUGAUGAUUUAGUUUGGUGUUGGAUCGGGACUCAAGUUCAGUUGAUGAGAGAAGCAUUUAGAUGGGGUCUUGAUGUAAACUGAGAAUGGUUUUGUUUAGCUGGAUCGGGUAUGUGUCAGGGAAUGGAAGAUGGGUUUUGACCUAAUUUCGGUGUUAAUCCAUCUGUGUGAAGUAUUGCUCGAUCCAUACAAUUGAAGAAGAACUGUUGGAGAAAUUUCCACUGUUAACAGCAACAGAUUUGGGGGUUUAGUGUGGCAGUGAUAAAGCAAGGAUUUCUGGUGGUGGUUGUUAAGACACGAAGAGAGUACUGCAGUUGUAGUUUGCCGUGACAGGUCUCAAAUGUUAAUCUUUCCAGAUUUUUAGCAACAGAUGGAAAUUGGGGUUCGUUAGUAUGGUAUGAAAUGUUGAUUUGUUGUGCUCAGUGAGUGAACUGGUUGCAACCAGAUUUGUGGCCUGAGAUUGGAAGUCAUGGUCUGUGCUUGGAUCGGGUUUCAACUAGGAUUUUGUUUGGUACAGUGUGGAGUCUCCGCGGCACCUACUCAAGAGAGGAGUCGAAUACAGGUAGUCAACAACUGAUUUCAGCUAUCUUUAGGCAGAAACUGGAGGAAGAGAUUACAAGUAUUUUCUAUGUACUGAAUGAAGAGAUGAAUACGGGUUGGUUCAGGUCUUUUUGGCAUGAAGAUAGGACUAACUCGUUGAGAUAGAAGUCGGAGAAGAAGUCAAGUUGUUGUUGUAUAAAUGGAGAAGAAGGACCAACCAAAAGGGAGAAAGAUAGCUCUAAAGACUUGGCGACAUUAGGAGCUACUACGGGUGCAGGGAACAAGUGUUGUUGCUUCAGUUGUGAUUAGGCUGAAAUAUUGCCGAAAUCACAGCCAUUUGGGUAACAUUGUAUUUGUUUCUUGUUUCUUUUGUGUAUACAAUAUUCUAGGUUUGAUCAUUUUAAUCGACUGCGUAACUAUCACCGUUUAGCUAAUAGGGUAUUAGUGAAUCACCCUAGUCAUCCAAUGGCAGGUGAAGCUGAGAGAUUAGCGGUUGAGGCUGAAGCUGAGAGAAUAGCUGCUGAGGUCGCGGCCAAUGUUGAUGGACCUAGAACCCUUAGGGAUUAUUUGCAGCCGGAAAGGACUUCUACACCUUCUUGUAUAGUUCUUCCGGCUAAUGCUGGCAACGUGUCGAUUAAGUAUGGGCAGAUACAAGCACUGCCUAAGUUUCAUGGAUUGGACUCCGAGAGUCCAUACAUACACUUGAAAGAAUUUGAUGAGGCCUGUACUACUAUGCCUUUUGUUGUUGCGACUCAAGAUAUUGUAAAACUGAAAUUGUUUCCAUUUUCUCUAAAGGAGAAAGCUAAGACUUGGCUGCAUUUUUUGCGACCAAACACCAUUAGGACAUGGAAUGAAAUGACUAGAGAGUUUCUGAAAAAGUUUUUUCCUAUUCAUAAAACCAUCACUCUUCGCAAAAAUAUUAUGAAUUUUUCUCAAAAUGAACAUGAGUCUUUUUUCGAGUGUUGGGAGAGGUUUGAAGACUUACUUUCUAGCUUCCCUCAUCAUGGUUAUGAAAUUUGGAGAGUUAUUAACUUCUUUUAUGAGGGUCUGAAUUCUGGUAUGCGUCAGUUUGUUGAAAUGAUGUGUAAUGGGCAAUUUUUGAAUAAGUCACCUGAUGAUGCUUGGAGUUAUUUCGAUUCGCUAGCUGAAAAUGCCCGAAAUUGGGAUACUUCAGGCACAUCAGAUAGAAAUAAGUUCAAACCCUUAGCUAACUCUAGGCCUGGAAUGUAUGUGCUGAGUGAGGAAGAUGAUUUGAAUGUUAAAAUUGCUAGCUUGCAUAGGAAAGUUGAUGUUAUUCAGAAACCAAAUGUAGUUAAGGUAGCUGACUCGGUAGAACAUGCUUGUGGUAUUUGUGAAAGUCUGGAACACUACACUAAGGAUUGUCCUACAAUCCCAUCAUUUCAAGAAGUGUUACAUGACCAAGCAAAUGCCAUGAAUACAUACAAAAGACCUUUUAGCUCACCUUAUUCAGAAACAUAUAAUCCUAAUUGGCGAAAUCACCCUAAUUUCAGUUGGAGAAAUGGUCCUACUAUGAAUGAUGUUAAUGUUCCUCAAGGGUCUUCAUCUAGUAAUCCUUAUGUGCCACCUCAUAAGAAGACUCUUGAGGAUACUUUACAAACUUUUAUGCAAGGACAGAUGAUAAGCACGUAAAUGCUACAUUUUAUACCCAUAUUUAUAUUAGCUAAGACUCGAUAUUUUGGCUAAUAACACUAUUUUGGUGCUUUUGUAGAAAGUACAAGGAAAUAGCUUCGAAAGAUAAACAGCUCAAUAAAAAGCUAAAUGGCAGUUGCAACCAAAGAAACUAAAGUUGGUGCUCUCAUGGCACUAUGAGACAACUUAUGCACUUGUGGGCUGCCAAGUCCAUAACUCAUGUUGGCUAUCUUACCAUUUCACGUACAGAGAAACAUGGCAUGAAACAAAAGAAUUUUGCUUUGUUUUCCAAGUACUUGAGUCCAUUAGGAUUUAAGAAAUAAGUGGAUGUGGCUUCAUUAUCACCACGUAUUGUCAGUAUGUAAAAGAGCAUGUAAGUCUUCUCUUUAUCAGAUUGAAAAGGGAUUCUCAUUUCUUAAAAAGCAGAUGGAGUUCGAGACUGUUUGAAGCAUCUGUUGUUACAUUUUGCGAGAUGGAAACUUCAGAGAUUCAUCCAUGGCGUGUAUUAGUAGUACUAGAGAAAAAUCAAGCGGCAGCAGCUUAUUGUGGAGACUGGGUAAUGGCCUGAAGUUGGAAACGGUCUCGCAACUGAUUGGUGUUGGUUGUCACUGCAGUCUAUAAUAUCUCAAUUGCAUAGCAAAACGAUGGCAGUGACGAGUUUAAUAGCAGCAGCAAAGCAAGGAAGAAGAUGUGUUUGUGCUCGAAGAGAGUUGGUCUCAAACAGAAACGGUCUGUUGCAGGCAGUAGAGGUGGAGCUCAUUGUCAAUGGAGUGGGGGUUCGCUGGCUGAAUGAUUGAAGUGAUUCUGGUCGGGAAAGAUUGGCAGCGGUGGUUAUCUUCAAAUACUUCGUGGCAAUGACGCAGCUGAAUUUUAUGUCGGAGCAAAGAGGUAGUGGGGCUGGUGGCUUUCGAAUGGCGUUGGCGGUGAUAGUUGUGGUCAUCAAAUGGAGCUCAAGCUACGCUUCUAAAAUAAGAAGCCGAAGGUACUGUUGAGAGAAGAUGACGAUUGUUGUCCGUAUGUAAUGAUUGGGUGAGCUGCCUAGUUGGUGAUGAAUGGAAGAUGGCAGCAUCUGUUCGAAGGAGAUGGAGCUGGCUAGAGAAGGUUGUUGGCUGGUUUUGUACGGGACCAUUCCCAUCGAAAUGGAGUUGAUGCCCAACGAGUCGGAAAUGAAACUGGUUUUUACCGUGAUCAGUCUGGGAAGGAGCUCGGUGUGGUUAAUCUGAUAUUAGGGUUGGUCGAACACUUUCUUAAGCUGCGGACUACUGGACUGGGCCUUUGGAAGGAUUUGCUAGGUCUUAUUUUAAGGCUCUUGGCAACACUAUAAAAGCGAACAUAGACUACAAAAGAAGGGGAGGCCGGCUGGAACAUAUACUUCGGAGGCCGUUUUGGAGACGAAGAGGGAGGCGCUGCUACAGUGUCGAGAAGAAGAACUGGGUUGGAGUUUGCAUUUUCGUUUUCAACUAGCUAGUGAUUUUCUUUCAUAUGUUUAUGGCUUUUGAGAAAGCCAUGUUUUGCUAGAUUCAUGUAACUAGGGUUCAUGAUUGAAACCACUUUGGGGUACUAGACUACUUUUAAUUAAAUUGAAUUAUCAAGUAAUAGGCCAUUAUGAUUUGAA
Papaver somniferum (opium poppy) is the source of this 4232-nucleotide messenger RNA. RefSeq lists its product as uncharacterized. Bases 1433 to 2617 code for a protein of 394 amino acids. The record is from RefSeq and is a predicted model, not a curated record. NCBI's taxonomy places the organism in Eukaryota, Viridiplantae, Streptophyta, Magnoliopsida, Ranunculales, Papaveraceae. The transcript has 2 exons.